UCCAACACUUGGGAGGCCGUUCGAUCGGUUCUGCAGCUGGAGGACAUGAGGGAUGACAUUGGAAUAGGAGGGUCUUGGUCUGAGUUUAUGGAGUAUGUCAUGGCUUCCUUAAAAUCUCAAGAUGUAAAGCUUAUUCUUGAUGGGCAUUCCAACUUGGGCAAUGGCGUGAAACGGGUCGAGAAUCGGGUCGACGACCUUGAAGAGAAAUUAGAAUUAAUGCAAGCUGAUAUUGGGGAGCUGAGAUCAGAUUUUCAGAAGCUAGAUAUGGAAAGACUUCAAUCAGGUAUAGAUAAAAUCCCAUUACUUGAAGAAAGCAUUGUUGCCUUCGUUAAAAGAUUAGACGUCCUUACUCACCGGUCAGAAGAAGCUAUUCCACCAUCUUCUUCGGCUGUUGAACUCCAGUGGCAUCGGGCAGUGGCAAUGACAAAGAACAAGGUACCAACGUGUCAACCAACUCUCCGACACCGAGAGCAUCGCUAGACUCUUUGCCGUGAAGACUUGAAUUACCCAUGUUUGAUGGCGUAAACCCCAAAGGCUGGCUAUUUCGUGCAAAAUGGUACUUUGAACUUAACCACCUCUCAUCGGCAGAGAAACUUCGAUCUGCUGUGGUAUGUUUGGAAGGCGAUGCUCUGUCGUGGUACUAUUAUGAGGAAAGACGACGACCUUUUCGCAGCUGGGUAGAAUUUAGACAAUUGUUGCUGGAGCAAUUUUAGCUAACACAAGAGGGUGCUCUCCAUGACCAGCUAUUUUCUCUUCGGCAAACCACCACAGUCUGUGAAUAUCGCCGCCAAUUUGAGGCCAAAUUGAGAUUAAUGGAGCCCAUUGGGCUGCCCAGAAUGAUGCGCAUGGCCCAACAAAUUGAGGAUAAAAAUAUGACUAUAUGUCUUUACCAAAGUGGAUCUAUUUCCUCUACAAGACAUUCUAGUCCGUUUGGGUCUAAUUUUUCUUGAAAUGUGGCGCAACAACUUCCCAUUGUGUCUUCAUCUAUGCCUUCGGCUCAUCCUUAUGCUAAGACAACGACUCCCUCUAAAUUUCGGCAUUUGACAGAAGCAGAAAUGCAGGAAAAAAGAGAAAAGGGUAUUUGCUUUCGUUGUGAUGAAAAGUUCGGACUGGGAUACCGUUGUAAGAAAAAAGAAUUGCAAGUCCUUUUGGUAUAUGGAGAUGAGCUAGAGGUCAAAGAGUCCAUUGAGGCCAACGAGGAGGAAGCCAAUAUUAAAGAUGAUGUUUCUGUGGUAGACCCUUCUUCUAUGUGGUGGGACUUUUUGCUCCUUAUACAAUGAAAGUUCGAGGUCGGAUUGGUGAGCGAGAGGUUUUAGAUUUGAUUGAUUCUGGAGCAUCUCGUAACUUUAUCUCUUCCUCUCUUGUGGCUGAACUGGAGCUACCUUUGUCGCCCACUAAAGAAUUCGGUCACUUUGGGUACGGGAGAUGAAAUUAAGUCUACAGGGAUAUGUCGGCAGUUGCAAGGUGACCUUGCAUUGUCUAAAGCUCAAGUUUCUCUGCAUACUAUGAUGCACACUAUUUAACAUGGUGCACAUGGAAUUCUUUUAGAACUGGGACAAAUUACUCACAAAGCUUCAACCGAGGAAGUUAGUGUUACUUCGUCUUCCACCAGUUUCUUCCGCAAUUUUGGGUCUUUUAACGGCAUUCAACGACAUUUUUGAGAUGCCUUCUGGUUUGCCCCCCCAUAAGAGAAAGGGACCAUGCUAUUGUUCUCAAGGAUGGUACCUCCCCCAUCUUAGUCUGUCCUUGUCAUUAUCCCACAAUUUCAGAAAGAUGAGAUCAAGCGCUUGGUGGUGGAAAUGUUGGCUGUUGGUAUUAUUCAACCCGACUUUAGUCCUUUUUUUUACUCUGGUAUUGCUUGUUUGAAAGAAAGAUGGUAGUUGAUGCUUUUGUGUGGACUAUCGGACCCUAAAUCAAGCUACUGGCCCAGAUAAGUUUUCUGCUUCUAUUAUUAAAGAACUUUUGGAUGAGUUGCAUGGUGCUUUAGUGUUUAGCAAGAUUGAUCUCAAAUCUGGCUGGCUAUCAUCAAAUACGAGUUCGAGCUGAGGAUAUACCAAAAACUGCCUUCUGUACUCAUGAUGGGCACUAAGAGUUUCUUGUAAUGCCAUUUGGUCUUACAAAUGCUCCUUCCACUUUUAGUCAGUGAUGAAUGAGGCCAUAGUGGACUGGCUUCAGCCAAAAACUCUUAGGUCCUUGCGUGGUUUCCGUGGCCUUACGGGCUAUUGUUGGUGUUUUGUGAAGAACUAUAGUAAGAUUGCCUGACCUUUGACUCAACAACUUAAAAAAGAUGCUUUCAGCUGGAAUGAGGAGGCCACCACAACUUUUCAGCAGCUUACGGAAGCCAUGAUAAACGUACCCGUGCUUGCCUUACCUGAUUUUUCCAAGCAAAUUUGUGGUUGAAACCGAUGCAUCAAGCUUUGGUUUAGGGGCUGUUCUUAUGCAGGAAGGCUGUCCCAUUGCCUUUUACAACCACAAACUCAGCUCUGUUACACGCAUCAGACCACAAACUCAGCUCUGUUGCGCGCAUCAGAUCAAUUUAUGAAAGGGAGUUGAUGGCAAUUGUUUUCGCCAUUAAAAAGUGAAGCCCAUAUCUGAUUGGUUAGAGGUUCAUAGUUCGCACUGACCAACGUAGCAUGAAAUAUUUAUUGGACCAAUGAGUGGUUGAUGGUGAGCACCAUAAAGGGUUAUUGAAGCUUGUGAGCUAUGAUUUUGAAAUUCAGUACAAGCCUGGAAGUACUAACACUGUUGCUGAUGCCCUUUCAAGACUAUCAGGAGUCUCAUUGGCAACUCUUUCAGCCCCUGUCAUUCUUGAUUUUGACGAGCGCCAAGAGCAGGUAGAUGCUGAUCAUUUUCUUUCUAAUAUCAAGCAUUGCGUGCAACAAGAUCCUGCUUCUUUUCCAGCUUACUCGCUUAUUGGAGGACAUUUGCGAUACAACGGUAAGCUGGUUAAAUGUUUCGUUCAGAAUUUUGUGGUUACUUGUGAUGUUUGCCAACGUAGCAAGUAUGAAGCUAUGUCUCCCGCUGGCCAUCUCCAACCAUUACCAAUUCCAAAUCAAGUAUGAGAAGAUCUUACCAUGGAUUUUAUAGAAGGAUUGCCUGGAUCUCAUGGGUACGAUUCCAUAUUGGUGGUAGUUGAUCGAUUGACGCAAUAUUCUCAUUUCAUUCCACUGAAACAUCCCUUUUUUGCUCCUUCUAUGGCUGCAACAUUUGUUUGUGAAGUGGUUUGCUUACGUGGUAUACCAUGCAGUAUUUUUUCUGAUCGAGAUAAAAAUUUUAUGAGCCUUUUUGGCGAGAGCUGUUUACUUUGCAAGGAUCUGAACUACGUCGUAGUUCCGCUUACCAUCCACAAACAAAUGGUCAGUCAGAAAUUGUCAAUAAGGGCUUGGAAACAUAUUUGCAAUGUUUCUCCAUGGAUAAACCUUCUUGCUGGUUUACGUGGUUAUCGUGGGCUGAAUAUAGUUACAACACUUCUUUCCACUCUUCUGCUGGUAUGUCACCUUUUAAAGCUCUUUAUUGCCGAGAUCCCUCUCCAUUGAUUCCCUAUGAGUUGGGCUCUGCUGCCAAUGCUGAAGUCGAUCAACAAAUGCUUCAGCGUGAUGCCAUUUUGGCUGAGUUGAAAUCUCACCUGCUUUGUGCUCAACAAAAAAUGAAGCAUUUUGCAGAUUCUAAACGUCGCGAUAUUACAUUCACGCUUGGGGACUUUGUUUAUGUUAAGUUGCAACCUUAUCGACAACAAUCUCUUCCUCGCAAGGUCAAUGAAAAGUUAGCUCCUAGAUUUUAUGGCCCUUUUGAGAUACUUCGGCGCAUUGGGCAGGUUGCUUAUCAACUCAAGUUAUCUCCCGCAUCCAAGAUUCAUGAUGUUUUCAUGUUUCUCAGCUCAAGAAAGCAGUGGGCAAAUAUACGACUUUUCCUACUAUUCCCAUUAAUCUUUCUUUAAACAUGGAGCUGUUGGUAGAACCAUUGGAAGUGAUCAAUGUCCGCUCGUCCACUCAACCAGGCCAAGUGGGUACUGAAGUUCUCAUUCGUUGGAAAGGGUUGCCUGCUUUUGAAGAUUCUUGGGAGAAAUUUGAGUUUCUUAUGGAGAAAUUUCCUCAUGUCAACCUUGAGGACAAGGUUCGAGUUUGGGCGGCGGGUGCGGCAAGUGCAAAAUUAGUUGCUCAGAAAACAAAGGGAAUGCCGGUGAUCUCCAUUUCUCUAGCAAAACUAACAGGCCCUGCAGCUAGUGCUGCUAUUGCAAAUCUGUCUCUUCAGCUCUUCAAAGCAUUCAAAAGCACUCGUGAGUUAUUUGUAGAAGAGCAAAAUCGUUCUGUUAUGCUGACAAAAGUGAUAUCUGCUGAGAGGGAAAAGAGUGAAAGCCUCCUAAAGCAAUUAGAUCAGUAUUCCAGGAGGCCAAAGUUACAGAGGACCAACUCCACUGACAAUGCUGGUGUUUCUGCGUUAUUGAAUAAUGGCUUGCAAUGUCCAGGUAGAAACAAGCAGCUCGGGAUACAGUAUCAACAAAGGUUACCAAUCGUGUUGUGCCUGCACAUCGAAGGGCUAGAGUACGGGGCGUACUUCUACAGGAUAUUGAAGAUAGUGAAGAUGGCAAGAAGCAAUGAUAUCUGACAAGAGGACACUAUUUCUAUACAAAACAACAGGUUUAGGUUAUAACUACAGGAAAAAGGAGCUGACAUACACUUCAAAAAAACACUAAAUUAUGCAAGAAACAUAGGUAGGUAUAGUCUCAUCUGAAGUUCUGAACUAAUGAUUCUGCAGGACUUGUUUUUUCUGAAAAGGAAUAUGUUCAUGUAAAAGAUCCAUCAUCUUGAUAUAUUUAUAAGCCUAAAUAUUUUUUUUGGAUGUGUCACUACUGUACAACUCAGUUCUAUGCUUGAGCUAUGAGCCAAGUUUUUAUUUUUUUUUAUUUUUUUAAAAGCUUUUGCUAAGUUUGUGUCAUGUUUAUUUAUAAUGCACGUUACAAAAGUUCUCUUUCCUCA
Messenger RNA from Humulus lupulus (European hop), 4976 nucleotides. RefSeq lists its product as uncharacterized. The transcript has 11 exons. The record is from RefSeq and is a predicted model, not a curated record. The coding region runs from base 3940 to 4605 and encodes 221 amino acids. NCBI's taxonomy places the organism in Eukaryota, Viridiplantae, Streptophyta, Magnoliopsida, Rosales, Cannabaceae.